GUGCGCGAGGAUUUCUGCAAGCUGGAGCCGGCUUUCGCCGAGAAGGUCGCGUCGCGCAUCGGCAGGUCCACGCACGGGGCGCUGAAGAUUGGUCGGCGGGGGCCGCAAGUGUCCGGCGCGCGGCGACGAGCUGCUGAGACGCGCCCACCGCCUGCGCAGGUCACUUAUCAUCCCAUCGUCAAGCUGAGCGACGGGUCGUUUGUGCGCAGGCGGUGCGCCAGGCGAACGAGCUGUCGCACGGCGGCGGCGGGGAACUUCUACCUGCGUUCCCCGUGCCAGGCGAGCCGCUUGGACGCGCUCCGAGCUGAGGCCAUGAUUCAGUUCGGAGGUGGUUCCGAGGUCCAGAUUUCCGCCGCUGGCGCGUUCGCAAUGAAUGCCCUUGACAAAGCACGCUGCCCUGAAUACCCUGGGCGUGACGAGCGCAAGCUGGUCUCGGAGUGUGCUGUUGCGGAUAUUCAUGCAUGCAAUGAGCACCGUCUCAGACGAGCAGAGCCGACCCUCUUUUGCGAGGUAUGCAUGGCUUGGUCUGGGAGCGGAUUUUCGAAGCAGUUGCUGGCUCGAUGCGAUGGUGUUCCAUGUGGAGAGGGCCGUGGCAAGAUCUUCCUCUCCACCUUUAACUCGAGGAGGAAGCGGCUAUUGCGAGGCAUGCGUUGCAGGUUCCUGGCGUUGUUGCCCGUGGCGGUUCGGGUGCUGUGCUCCUUGCUGGCCUUGCUUAUGGGCAAGAACCUGGCGCUGGUGCAGGGAGUGGUUCUGUGCUCCCUGCUGGCCUUGCGAACCUGCCGCUGGUCCAGGGAGUGGUUGAGGCCACGCCGUACGCGGGCUGUCAGCUGGGACAAGUUCGACGGUUGGUGUCUGAUCGCCGUCGUUCUUCUGUGCGAACCCAGUUUCUUCAUCGACCCGCUGCGCGAGCUGCCCAGCGGCGCAGCACCCUGUGACCAUUCUCUCUGUGUCAUGGGCAAGAAGCCAGCUCAGCAGUAUGCGUGGUGCUCGUGUGGAGAGUGGACCUACAAUUGGAGGAUCGAGGAGCUUGGUGGCAAAUGUCUGUUCUGCAAGAAGCAUCUUGAGGUGUUUAAGCCCAAGAAGAAGUACCCGAAGUCCGAUGGCGGAGGCAUCCCGCCAUGGAGAGAGCCAUCGCCAAUUUCAUUCCGAGACUUUCUCCCUGAAGAGCUUCGGGCGACGCCUGCCGCGCAAGCGUUGCAGGCCGAGAUCGACAAGGCAGAGCACGAGAAGCAGCAGAAGGCCACCAAGGACCCGUCCGCGGCGAAGCAGGCUAUGCUCAGGGCGGAUCGCAUCGCGGAGCAGGAAGAGCAGCGCCUCAUCAAGACGGCCAACAGGCUCUUGGAAGCGGAGCAGGCGCUGGAGGAGGCCAAGAGGGCCCACGACCUCCAGAUCGAGACCUCCCUCGCCGCCGAAGCCGAGCGUGCGAAGGCCCACGACGACUACUGGCGUUUGGACCCGACACCCAGACGCCACGAACCCAAGGAUUCAGCUGCAGUCUUCUUCGAGGUCGAUUCCGCCCUCUUCGAGAACAUCGAUGAGUAUGAGGACUCUGUGCAGGAGUCACUACGGCAAUGGCAGGCUGAAGUCGCCCGCCACCAGCAGGAGCUUCAAGAGGGCCAGAAGCGCUUCGAGGAGCUCCUCAAGAGUAUCAAGGCGGCCGUCGAGGAGCCCGCCAACAAGAAGAGGCGCACCCCUGAGGGUGCGGUGCACGGUGCGACCCCGGCGGCGCGCGCUGACGCGCCAGCCAAGCAGGCCCCGCCGACGUCGCCAGCCCCCCCCAUUGUGCCGCCUCCAGUCAAGGCGGCGCCUGCCAAGGUGCCUGCUUGCCCGCCAGCCAAGGGUGCAGGCGCAGCGGCGGCAGAGGCACCGUCGGCGGCCGAGCGCACGGCCAACCUCCUCACGGAGGAGCAGGCCACCGCUGCUCGUGAGGCCAUCUCCCAGAACGCCAAGGAGGCAGCGGCCGCGGCGAAGAAGACAGGGAAGCCCGCCACUCUCUCAGCUGCGAAGGAGGGCCUCAGGCAGGGACACAUCGUCACGGCUGGCAAUGUGCACUUCACCUGCGACCAGGGCACCAAUGGCGGCAUGUUCGACUAUGCAUUAGUGAAGGAUGGAUACCAGGGCUUUGUCAAUAUUCAGGCGGUACUCACAGUUCCUUGGAGACCGCAUGCUGGGCUGGAGAUUACCAUAGCAGGGUUCAGCAGCAAGUGGUGGCACCGCAGCAUUACCUUGAUCCCCGCGCUGCCCGCAUACUCCAAGCCAAAGCUCCAGCCCCAGGCAGACAGCAAGCGUAGCAAGCAGAAGAAAAAGCAGACUCAACGGCGAGCUGAAGUACUCCCAGAAAAGCUGCAGGAUGCGUUCAUGGAGAUGAGCCAGGAGCAGGACGGCCAAGAACCGACCCAACCGAAGUUCCACAUUCUUGAGGACAAUUGGACUAUUGGACUCGCUCAGGCGGACGCUUUAUUGAUGGAGGGACUUGAUUUCACCUCCCAUCCCAUCCCAGUCACUCAGGUGUUGGCUCGUGACUUGGAAGGGCAGCACCAGAUAGAUUGGCAUUACGCGAGAUGGGUCACGGCCUUGGAGGAGACUAUUCUCUCUGUCGAGCCAGCGCCCCAGCGACAUUGCACGGGCAGACGCAACGGGUUCCAACUUCAAUGGGAAGUUUCUAAGUCAACCCCAGGGCGAGUCCAUGUGGAAGAUAAGCCUGCUGAGUUAUGGGGUGUGAUGUCGACCUUGGUCUCACGACUGCGCAAGCUGGUCGCCAAAGGUCUUGACCCAGAGCAGCAGAAUGAUAUACUCAGGCGCCUGAAAGAAAUUGGUUCUGGCAUCCUCAAGGGCACGCCACUUCAGUACUUCGGCAAGAACAGCGAUGCGGAUCGCGAAGAAUGGAUUGACAUCUACAGCAGGCUGUGUAACGUAGACCAGGCGCAGAUCCAGGCUGAGUACUCCACAGUUAUGGCUAUGAAGAAGGCCAGUUCGGCCCCGACGCCAGACCACUCCGACCUCGACCCAGGCAUCCUGAAGCUCAUCAGCCGCACUCCACACUUCCAGUGCUGGCCA
Messenger RNA from Prorocentrum cordatum, 3057 nucleotides. The record is from the annotation of a GenBank genome assembly. Lineage: Eukaryota; Dinophyceae; Prorocentrales; Prorocentraceae.